This is a messenger RNA of Stylonychia lemnae, 2145 nucleotides long. The record is from the annotation of a GenBank genome assembly. Lineage: Eukaryota; Ciliophora; Spirotrichea; Sporadotrichida; Oxytrichidae.
AUGCUAGAAAAUGAAAGGGCAUAGGGAUUUCAAUCAACUUCAAUUUAAUCAAAUGGAUUGAAAGAAAUAAGCGAUGAUGCUCAUUAGAGAGCCGUUGAAGCUGCGUACAGAUUUGACAAAGUUUUCAAUCACACUCACUCUUAAUAGGAUAUCUAUAACUCUCUCAACAUAAAAGGCCUUGGAUAUCAUGGAACAUUAUUCGCUUAUGGAUAAACUGGAUCAGGAAAGACUUUUACAAUGGAGGGUUACGACUACGUUUAAAAAGGGCAUAAACAAAACAUUUUUGUGCCUCAACUUAACCCGCAGAAUGACUCUAAUAUAGGAAUAGUGCCCAGAAUCAUUUCAGACAUGUUUAUUCAGAUGAAAGAAAAAUCUGAUUAAAAGCACAUCACCUUAUUUUGCUCUUUUCUCCAAAUUUACAAUGAAAGGGUUUAUGAUCUGCUUAAUGAUUCAUUUUCAUCAAGCAGAGCAGAUCUUAAAGAAAAUCCAGGACUAAAAAUAAGAUGGUCUAAGCAAGACUAGUUUUAAGUAGAAAACUUGUAUAUCUUUGAAUGCGAAAAUGAAAAUUAAAUGAUGGAACUAUAUCAAUAUGGAAUUAAAAAUAGAGUAAUAGCUUCUCAUAAUCUCAAUUAAACAUCCAGCAGAUCUCAUUGUAUUUUUACUAUAACAGUUGAAACUAUUAAUAAGAGUAAUAUUAAAGAAAUCGCUGUGAGUAAAUUGCAAUUAGUUGAUUUGGCUGGCUCAGAAAAAAGCUAUCAAACAGGAAUUAACAGAGACAAAACACAGCAUCACAAGGAAGCUAUUCAGAUUAAUAAGAGUCUAUUUGCCUUAAGAAAAGUUAUUAAAGCCCUCUCACACAAAGCGUUAGGUGAUAUUCCUCUGUCAAAUGAUACAUAAAAUUAUAUUCCAUAUAGAGACUCAAAAUUAACAAGUUUGCUGAAAUAAAGUUUAGGAGGAAAUUCAGUAACCAUUAUGAUUGCCUGUUUGAAUCCGUGUGAUCAAUAUUUUGAGGAAAAUUUCAGCACUCUUAAGUACGCAAAUCAGGCAUCAAAGAUCAAGAAUAAACCAGUAGUUAAUAUUGAUGAAAAAAUUUUACUCAUAAAAUAACUGAGAGAGUUAGAUGUGAUUGAUAGCACAUGUAUUGAUGAAUAAUCAGAUGAUCCAAUCAUGCAGGCAGCUAAGUAAGAUGUUGCUUAAGAAGAGUUACCAUAUAAGAGUAAUAGCAUAAAAGAUGCAAUUAUUGAAACUACUCCUAAGAAUAGUAAUAAUGGAGGUGGACACCUAGAGAAAAUGAAUGAGCAUCUCAUUUAAACCAUCAAUAAAGUUACAGAGCUACUGAAAUCAAAUAAUUUGCUUAGAGAUUAAGUAGAUAAAACUCAAAGAGACAAGGAGGAAAUGGAAUAAAAAUUAUUGCAAACGAACAUUGAAAAUGAGAGAUUGACUCAGAGAAUAGACUAACUUUAAAGGUAAACCGAUAAUGUCUUGAGAGAUUCAAAAGAUUAAUAAGUGAAUUCUGAAUAGUCUUUUCGCCUGCCACGGAUUAGUACUACUAAUUCAAGUUAAGUAAUGACUUAGAAGACUCAAUCAACCACAGAGAAGAACAUCAUUGAUUUGAGGAAGAGUCAGCAAGAUUCUAGCAACGAUAACGAUGAUGAUUUCAUAGAAAAAUUAAUUCAAAAGAAUAAAGAGCUAGAAAAAAGAAAUAUGCAUUUGGAAAAGUAAAAUAUGUAACUACUUUAAGAACUAAAUUUCGUCGGUAAUAAUGAACCUGUUAGACCAUAAUUUGUAUCUAAAGCGAAUGAUACUACUUUGCCUAUUCUAAAUAGCAAAGGAUUUAAAAUGAUGAAUCAAUCAAAAAGCAGCGCUUUGGUGUUUGAACAAAACAUUGUAAGUCCAAAGAAAAAGAAAAAUGAUAGAUAAGCUAAUACAGGUGCGAAUAAUUACUAUGACAUCCAGCAAUUAUAAUAAAUAAAUAAUUAACAAAGAAAUCUAUCAGGAAUGAGGACUGUUGUUAACAAUGAUCUUAAUUUCUACUCGUAAAAAUCCACGUAGAAAGGUUUCGAUAUGUUUAAAACCAACGUUGGAAUCAGUGCAAACCCAGGAAAAUAAUUUACAAAAGCAUAUUCUUAGGUUAAAUAUAAUUGA